AUGUCGCACCCACAGAAUACCUAUGGCGGACCUCCGCAACCCCCCUAUAACAGCGCUGGGUACGCUCAGCCUGGCUCCCAUCAACAGCAUCAACAGGCCCCUUAUUAUCCCCCACAACAGCCCGGUGGAUAUCCACCCCAAGGAGCUCCCCCGCACCAAUAUCCGGCCCCUGGUCAGUACCAACAGCAGCCAUAUGGUGCCCCUCCGCCCCAACAACAAUGGCCGGGCCAUCCACCACCGCAACAAUAUCCUCAAGGAGGCCAUCCACCACCGCAGCAGUAUCCGCCUCAGGGAGCAUAUCCACAGAAUCAACACCCUCCACCAGGCCAUUACCCCCCACAGGGACAAUAUCCUCCACAUGGCCAAUACCCCCCACCGGGCCAAGGCCAAUAUCCUCCCCAGGGAGGUUACCCGCCGCAAGGCCAACCCGGCUAUCCACCCCCUCAACCAAUGCCCACCCCACCGUCCCUAGGCUACGACCCCAACCAACGUGCCCCCGGCAACGCAACCCGCGAAGCCGAAGCCCUCCGUAAAGCAAUGAAAGGCUUCGGCACGGACGAAAAAGCCCUCAUCAACAUCCUGACCAAGCCCGACCCCCUGCAAAUGGCCCUCAUCAGACACACCUACACCGAUCGCAUCGGGCGCAACCUCGAAAAAGACCUCAAGUCCGAACUCUCAGGAAACCUGGAAGAUGUCCUCCUCGCCUUAGCCAGGGGCCCGCUCGAGCAGGACGUGACUUUCGCGCGCGAUGCGCUGUCGGGAAUCGGGACGAACGAAAAGGCCCUCAACGACGUGCUGGUCGGCCGGUCGAAUGCCGACCUGCGCGCGAUCAAGUACGCGUACGUCGGCAAGUACCAGAAGUCGCUGGUCGAUGAUAUCAAGAGCGAUUUGUCCGGCAAGACGGAACAAUUCUUUGUCAUGUUGCUCAAUGCCACGAGACCGGAGCCGGGGACAUAUUUCGAUGCCCAGUCUGUUGACGCUGAUGUCCGUGAGAUCCACCAGGCGACGCAGGCGCGCAAGGGGACAGACGAGACUGGUGUCUCGGCGGUGUUCCUGGGUGCGUCGGAUGCGAAGCUUGUUGCCAUUGCGCAGGCGUUCGAGACCAGGUAUCAUACCAGUCUGGCAAAGGUGAUUAAGGAUGAGUUCUCGGGCCAUCUGGAGGAUGCGUUGCUGUCUAUGCUGUCCAAGGCAAAGGAUCCUGUUGGUCAUGACGCGGAGAAGAUCCUGGAGUGUUUGCCUGCUGGUGGAAAUGCGAACCUCAAGCGGUUGAUCUACUGGGUUGUUCAUCUGCAUUGGAACCCGCCUCAUUUUGCUGCAGUCAAGGCGCGACUGAAGCAGAAGCUGGGCCACGAUAUCGGCAAUCAGUGGAGAGGAGCCAUUUCUCCAGGAGAUUUUCAUGAGGCUAUGCGCCAGCUGUGGAAUUCAGCAUGA
Messenger RNA from Aspergillus thermomutatus, 1431 nucleotides. RefSeq lists its product as uncharacterized. Gene Ontology annotation, cellular component: cytoplasm. NCBI's taxonomy places the organism in Eukaryota, Fungi, Ascomycota, Eurotiomycetes, Eurotiales, Aspergillaceae. The transcript has a single exon. Bases 1 to 1431 code for a protein of 476 amino acids. Gene Ontology annotation, molecular function: calcium-dependent phospholipid binding; calcium ion binding. The record is from RefSeq and is a predicted model, not a curated record.